This is a messenger RNA of Cornus florida, 658 nucleotides long. RefSeq lists its product as uncharacterized. The record is from RefSeq and is a predicted model, not a curated record. Lineage: Eukaryota; Viridiplantae; Streptophyta; Magnoliopsida; Cornales; Cornaceae. Bases 300 to 629 code for a protein of 109 amino acids. The transcript has 2 exons.
UUUGCCUCACGUAUAAAAGCAAAAAUUAAAACAUUUUAGUCCAUUUUGCCCUAGAUUUUCUCUCUCUUCUGGCUCUGGCGAUUUUGGAUGCGACCGUGAUAUGUGAAGAAGAAACUCAGUUCAUAAAAGGUGCAAGUCCUCUGAAGCCCUAGACGUUAGAUUUUAAUGUUUUUGUAUGUCCUCUGAAGCCCUAAAAGUCCUUACAACUUACAAGUCUGCAACGAUAAAUCCUCUAUUCUUCUCUAUCUCUUCGCAAAAUCUCUCUCUCUCUCACACUCACACACAAACUGGACACUAAAAUGGUAGAAAGUAAAGAAUCCACGUCGUCGAUUGCACUGGCUCAAGGUGCCCCUGUUGAAGAUGCCCAAGAUCAUGCCAAGUCUCCUCCUAAUUCCCCCAAUUCUUCCACUCGUAAGGUUGUAUAUUGUCAUAUUCUUCCAAUGUUAUAUGCAAAUAACAAGUUUUUAUACUCUAUUCAUGCAAAGAAGAGUAGUACUCCAAUGCCAGUGCCAUUGUCGCAUGUCAGUGCUAUUCCCAGUGCCAUUGUUAAUCAGUUUGGCCAUUGUCUGUCGCUACCACUUGGUUUUCCAAUGUCGUUGCCAUUUUCAUCUAUUUUAUGUAGAACUUAAACUUGUUUAAUAAAUUUGUUGGUUGAAUA